Candidozyma haemuli is the source of this 2094-nucleotide messenger RNA. Its product is annotated as KH domain-containing protein. The coding region runs from base 1 to 2094 and encodes 697 amino acids. NCBI's taxonomy places the organism in Eukaryota, Fungi, Ascomycota, Pichiomycetes, Serinales, Metschnikowiaceae. Gene Ontology annotation, molecular function: mRNA binding. The record is from RefSeq and is a predicted model, not a curated record. The transcript has 2 exons. Gene Ontology annotation, cellular component: nucleus; cytoplasm. Gene Ontology annotation, biological process: regulation of gene expression.
AUGGAUUACGCUCCUCGCAAUGAGGUCUUCUCGCUAGGGAAGAACACGAACCUCAGUCUCUCCCUGAGUCAACUAGGGGGAAUCAUUAAGUCAAUUGAGAGAACGUCCAGUGCAAAAAUAAGAUGCUCCACGCGUGGAGGCACGAGAAAUUUCAUGAUCCAUGGGUUCCCUAAGGCAAUUGAAAGGGCAAAGGAACUUUUGGAAGAGGAAACGUCGAAACCAACGAAGUUGGAUUUCGAAAUACCUGCUAGGGUUCGGUACUAUGUGGUGGGCAAUAAGGGCUAUAUGGUGAAGGAAAUAGCUAAAAAACACGAUGUGUCGAUUUGGGUUGGCAAGGAGAAGUUCGACUUGAUGCCCGAUCGUCUAGAGAAGCCUGAGGUGCCCAAGGUCGACACUCCUUAUGUAACGUUUGUCGAUGACGGUGCUGACAUAGUUAUCGAUCGGUAUCCUAAAAUGGUGUCUGUCACGAUCAAGGGUCGUCCCGAGAAUUGUGAAGAAGCUGAAGAAGAAAUUCUAAAGAUUGUUGACUGCCUGAUCGAUACUAAGGGGGUAGUGAUUGCUAUUCCUCAUGGACUUUACGCUUUCACGCGUCAUAUUCAAUCCAAGAUUUUUCAGCUUCAUGCUAAUGCAGAUUUGCAUCUUGAUUUUUCGCUGGAUAAAAGGAUUGCCCUCUCUGGUUCGAAGUACAGAUUUGAUGAAUAUUACAACGAUCUCAAGGCAAUUGUUGCACAAGUCCAGCGCAAAGUUCGUGUUUGCGACAUAACAGUCCCAGAUUGGAUGAUAAGACACAUGCCUUUUGGCACCAACCCUUACUAUACGUUCUCCAGUGAUGAUAAAAUCUUUGCAAGAUAUUCUCGUGAGUCAAGCACUCUCACCAUUGUGAGCGAUAAAGAGGAAACCAUGUUGCGUGCCAAACAGCGCGUAGAAGAAAAGUUGGCUGAGUACCGAUCUGUGAGCAUUGACUUAAACGACUUUGAUCACUUGUAUGAUAUUGAAAAAGACCUUGACGUGAAAUUUCAUCUUCCAUGGUAUCGACUGGAUGAAAUUGACGAUCAAAUUCUUGAAGUUGUUGGUAAGUCUGAGAUUUCACUCGAGCACGCCAUCAAUAAAUUAAAAGAGAUCAUAAUCCCUCGUGAUCAAGUCGUGGUGAUUGAUGAUAUCGAUAUCAUGCUACAGCCACAGGCAGAAACUAUACUAAUGAAGGUGUUGGGUGAUCGUCUUGAGUUUGUCAGCCUCGACGAUUUUUUUUACAUAAUGUGUUUUUCGCCAAGCGACAAGCAUCGGUUAACCCCAGCUAACAAUAGCUUAAAUGAGUUAAGAACUUUACAACAGACAUCCUACAAAGGCGUUGUUUUGCCAUUUCCCUCUUCUGACCAAAAGUAUCUCACCACACCGAGCAACUUCUUAAGUUCGAUAUACGAUGGUGUGGAGGAAACCAUUUCAAAUCCACAGUAUCCGUUCCCUCGUAUUGAAUUGUAUUCCAACGGAAAGGAUACAUUGAAUGAUGAGCUCUACGUUUUUGGUAAGCUGCAUGAGGUGGAUAGGGUCGCUAGCAACAUAAAUCACUUGCGCAAAGAUCUUGAAUCCUUCAAAAAGGUAGGAUUCUUCACGAAAACCAUAAAAGUCCCAUCGUGCUACUUGACCGCGUUGAUUGGAACCAAACGGAAAUGUUUCAAGGAAAUCAAGGAAAAAUUCAAGGUCGGUAUCCAAAUCCAUGAUGUGGGAGAGUUCAACAGAAGCAGCUCAAACUUUCCAGACGAGUCUAUGGAGACUCCUCUUACACUAGCAGGUAUCAAGCACAAUGUUCUAGCUACUGAGAAUUAUCUUCUGGAUAAAUUAAACAAGCUCAGGAAUGAGAAGCUUGAGGCUUUUAGUGUAACUGAUGACAGUACCUACCAUAUCCAAGCCGAAAUCUAUAAUACCACACCAUUCGAAAUUCGGAUUUUGGAGAGGCUCCUAGAUGUGAAGGUGUGGUUUUAUUGUCCUGGCAGAUAUUACCCUAGGCCGACUACAGCUGAUGAAAUCAAUAUUGUAGGAAGUCCAGAGGCGAUUGCAGAAGCCAAAAGACAGCUAAUGACUAUCUACAAAAUAUGA